AUGGUUGAGGCAGAGGCGCAGAAGGAAUCUGAUGCAGCGGCGCAGCAGAAGGAGGGUGCGGCGCCGAAGAUGGUUGAGGCAGAGGCGCAGAAGGAAUCUGAUGCAACGGCGCAGCAGAAGGAGGAGGGUGCGGCGCCGAAAAUGGUUGAGGCAGAGGCGCAGAAGGAAUCUGAGGCAGCCGCGCGGCAGAAGGCGGAGGCAGAGGAGCAGAAACAGGCUGCGGAAGAGGCACUACAACUGGCUCGGGCAGAAGCGCGGAAGAAGGCUGUUGUAGAGGCGCGGCAGAAGGCGGAGGGUGAGGCGCAGAAGAUGCUAGAGGCCGAGGAGCAGAAGCAGGCUGAGGCUGACGGACGUAGGAAGCCAGAUGGAGAGGAGGGUUCAGAUGGGAAUAAAAUGAUACUAACAGAGGGACGGGAGACGGCGGGUGCUGAGGGGCACAUCAACGCAGAGGAAGAGGGGCAGCACGACAAGGAGGCAGCAUCGCAGGUAUUCGCAUACCGAGAGACGCAGAGCAUGGCAGAGACAGAGCGUCAAAAUACUAUGGAGGAGGUUCGUGUGGUCCCGGAGGCUGGAGUGGGGCACUACGAGGGAGAUGCGCUGGAAACAGAAGAGGAGCAGAAUGAGGAGGAUACGGUACAUCCGGCAGUCCGGAUAUUUUUGGGUUUAAGUCCGACGCGGGGACCAGGAACCGGGGUAGAGAGGCCAUGGAGGGUGGCAGAUGAUGGGGCGCCUAGGGAUACAGUGGAUCUCAACAGGCAGAGGCGGCCUACCCUUCACCAGAGAACAGUGGAGAAGAAUCUCGGCCAAGGCGGGGUGGCAGAAGCGUUUUGGCAGGUAGAGUGGGUCGAGGCAGAGACGGCAAUACGGCGGAUGCUGCAUCGGACGAGUACAGUCCUGGUCGAACAAGGUGACAGGUUCGUCGAGGCCGAAAGCUGGGACAUAAGCCCGGCAGAAGUAACACGUCGUCUCACGCUCUUAGCCCGAAUGGUGACGCAGACGUUCUGCAACUUGGCGACCCGCAACAGCAGCAUCAGUCGCGACGUGGCCGAUCUGACCGUCCAUUACUGCCGCGACGCCCUGGCCAACCUGGAAGAAGUCCGCCAUGGAAACGAGGAACGGCGGCGCCAAGCUGAAACGGCGACCAGGUUUCGCGAGCAGGUGGACACGAGACUCUCCAACUUGCAAGAGAGUAUCAUAAGGGUGAGUGAUCAGGUUCGCCAGUCGGGAGGGGGGAUGGCGGAGGGCACGUUAAAGGGGGUGGAAGAGAGGUUGAGAGAGGUUCUGAGAGAAGACUCUGAGCAGCGGAACAGGGAUAGACUGCAGGACGAGGAGCGGAGGCAGAAGGCCACGAGGAAGGAAGCAGACGCCGCAGAGAGACGGAAGAAGGAACGACAGCAGGAGGAAGAGCGUCGGCAGAAGGAGAUGAGAGAGGGAAUGAAGGAGAUGAAGGAGGCGAUGAUGAAGGAGAUGAAGGCAGAAAUGAAGGAGAUGAAGGAUGGGAUGGUAAACCAGAUUGUGGGGAGGUUGAGCGCGGUUUUGAGAGAAGAAUCCGAGCGGCAGAAGAAGGCGAGGCAAGAGGACGCGGUGCGGCGACAACAGCAGGACGCGAAGAGGAAACAAGUAGCGGACGACGAGGAGAGACAGAAGAAGAAACAACUGGACGAGCAAUGGCGGAAGGAGGAGGAGGAGAAGAGGAAGGAUGUAGAGGCCACAGAGCGGCGGAGGAAGAAGAAACAUCAGGAGGAAGAGCGAUGGCAGAAGGAGGUGGAGGCGGGAAUGAAGGAGGUAAUGGAGGCUAUGAAGGAGAUGAAGACGGGGAUGAAGGGGUGGAAGGAGGGGAUGCUAAGUGAGGUGGAAAAGCGGCUGUCAGUAGUUCUGAGAUUGGACGCAGAGCGGCGGCAAAAGGAGGAGCAGGGUAGGAAGGCAACGAAGGGAGAUCGGCCACAGAAGGAGGAUGCGCAGAGGAAGGAGGCUGAGAAGGACGAUCGGGAGGAAAGGGAGAAACAACAGGAGAAGGAGCACCGGCAAAAUGAGGAGGCGCAGAGGAAGGAGGCAGAGGAAGGAGAGCGGGUGGAGAGGGCGAAACAGCAGGAGAUGGCGCGCCUGCAGAAGGAGGAGAGGCAGAGGAAGGAGGCAGAGGAGGUAGAGCGGCAUCAGAGGGCGAAACAGCAGGAAUUGGACCGCCUGCAGAAGGAGCAGGAGCAGAAGAAGGAGGCAGAGGAGGCCGAGCGGCGGCAGCGGGCGAAAGAGCAGGAGAUGGAGCGCAUGCAGAAGGAGGAGGCGCAGAAGAAGGAGGAAGAGGAGGCCGAGCGGCAGCAGCGGGCGAAACAGCAGGAGAUGGAGCGCCUGCAGAAGGAGGAGGCGCAGAAGAAGGAGGCAAAGGAGGCCGAGCGGCGUCAGCGAGCGAAACAGCAGGAGAUGGAGCGCCUGCAGAAGGAGGAGGCGCAGAAGAAGGAGGUAGAGGAGGCCGAGCGGCGGCAGAGGGCGAAACAGCAGGAGAUGGAGCGCCUGCAGAAGGCGGAGCAGUGCCGAGCAGAGAAGAGGGCCAGACUUGCAUCCUUCGCGGAACAGCAGCGGCAACUGGAGGCAAAGGCAAAGGCGAUGGUUGAAGAGACGGAACGAUUGGCAAGGGAGAUGGAAGAGGAGGAUUUGACCAUGCAUGGGGAGGGGACCUGGAAGGGAGUCGAGGAGGAAAUAGCUGAGGGCCUGGGGAGUUUGCUGUUGAUUGAGAGCGGGGAGGCAAAUGUAGCAGAGGGCGUGGCUAUUGUUCCCGAACAGAACGUAGAGGAGUUGAUACCGAUAAUCCAAGGGGAAAAGAAGGGGAUGAAGAUCGACAAGUGUGACAACAGGAAAAACGCCGUAGUGGACGACAAGGGUAAGACUUUGGGUGUCUGCCUGCCGUUCAAGGGAAGCGGGUUCUCUCAACGGGGCGAGGGAGCUUUGCAGAAGUGGACGUCUGAGCAGACCGUCGGCGGCCGGAAGCGGAACCUCGGCUCUGACAAAACGGUGUGGGAGAGGGCAUACACGGUCGCAGUCUGCUGGAAGUUCUACUUCCCGGAUAUUGACAUGCAGGCAUACGGCAUGAAUCCAAACCGUAUUAACAAGUGGCGGGAAGACCUCGACUUCACAACGCGGCUUCCAAAAGGGGUGUGGAGCCUCAUCAACGAACUCCACCUGGACAAACCGGACGGAUUCUCACUCGUUCAAACCAACACGGCUCUUCGGCAGCAGCAGGGGGAUGGCUUUCAGGUUGCUGCCUGCGCUGGUGUCAGAAUAACUGCGUGGCAGAAGAUGGUGGGAGGCGUGGAGGGUGAAAACGGCUAUUCGACGGAAGAACACGCAGUCGGACUUGCCGCCACGUUGUCUGUAAUGUGGGCCGCAUCCACGAAUGUGGACCAGACCCAGUGGGAGACGGGCGCAACAACAGCUGCACGUGGAACUUCUACUGCCAUAGCAUCUUCUGCUGCCAGAUCGUCCACUGCUGCCACGGCCUCGUCGGCUGCCUCGUCAUCUUCUGCGGCCGAUGUGUCCUCUGCCGUCCUCGAUGCCCUUGCCACGCUUGCAGCCUCGGUUGCGUGCGUUGCGGUUGAGGCGAUGCGGUCGGUCAAGGAUCAGGAGCAUGACAAGGAAGCUUGGAUUCUUCCCCUAUCGAAUGCGCUGCUGAAAGCACUUCCGGCAGAGUCGCGAGCGGCCGGGGAUACGAAGCGGAUGACGAGGGUGGUGGCAAAGGUGGUGACCUCUUGGUGCCUAUGCAGCAUGGCAUCAAGAGGCCUUCGCCAGCACCAGGGCGUCUGCCUCGGAGUGCUGCAGAAGAAGUUGGGCAGCCGGGAUACCACAACAGGGGCGGAUAAGGAGAAGAAAACCAAGAAAUCGUCCGCGAAAAAGAACGCGACGAAGGAGGCGUCGACGAUGGAGAACACCGGCGCUGGCGGCCAGGAGUGA
Closterium sp. NIES-65 is the source of this 3942-nucleotide messenger RNA. Lineage: Eukaryota; Viridiplantae; Streptophyta; Zygnematophyceae; Desmidiales; Closteriaceae. The record is from the annotation of a GenBank genome assembly.